Messenger RNA from Xylaria bambusicola, 922 nucleotides. RefSeq lists its product as uncharacterized. The transcript is spliced from 3 exons. Lineage: Eukaryota; Fungi; Ascomycota; Sordariomycetes; Xylariales; Xylariaceae. The record is from RefSeq and is a predicted model, not a curated record. The coding region runs from base 187 to 411 and encodes 74 amino acids.
UACUUUUCCAUCCUCCAUAAUCGAGAUUGAUACUCUACUUCCUAGCUACAUACCUACUCUACUGUGUGAUCACUAAGUAGUCAGAUUGCGACAGCAGACUACCUAGAUCCGAGAUAUUCUGCUCUGCUCUUAUCAUUUGAUCAAGCUUCACCAGAUUUCCAUUCAUCUUCCCGCGAUCGAGACAAGAUGGAUAAGUCCAAAGCACCCGCCGGCCAGGGAGUACAGCAAGACAACGCGACUGCAUCACGUCGUAGAAGAAGCUCUGGUCCCUCUUACGACAGCCUCAUGAACUACAAGCGCUCCAAUGACCCUGGAUCAUCAGCCCGCCGCCAGAGUCUCCACGAGCAGAAGCCUCCGUCGGGCUUCUUCGGGGCGAUGUGGCAGACUUACGUACGCGGUUCUGCGAAGUAAUCCGAUCCGAAACCUUCCGUUAGGGUAGGCGUGAGAUCAACUAGCUACCUCCCUAUACAUUGGUAUAACAAAGAGGGAGAGGAGGAAGAGACUACAUAGGUGGUGAGGUGCCUAUGGAUCACCAUUAUUAUAAGAAGAGAUGGGUUACGAUUACGAUUACAGGACGUUUACUCCGUUGCUUUCCCUAUGCGUAUCGCGAUAAUAACCCAAUGUAAUUAAGGGUAUGCUUGAAGAGAACGGAUGAGUUCGGACGUUGAGGGUCUAUUGUAUGAACUUUUGUGUAUGAUUACUUGGCUCGUUCUAUCAGACAGAGAAACUCAAGACUGAAUUUUGCUUCAUUGAGUACGACGUAUGACGCUGUGCAGUCGUUUUGGGAUAUAUUGUCAUGCGGUUAAUGUUUUCUAUGUACCAAGGAUGAUUAGAUACUCGGACUUCUUAGAUAUAAUCUUCAGAUACUAUAGUCGUGAGCUGGGAUUUGCAUAUAACUAUUAUCAGUCAUAGUAUUCUUACA